AAAGGAAAGGAGGGUGUGGGUGAAGCCUAUGAGGUUCCAAACGCGCUUAAACUAUUCAGAUCUUUUUUUGCUCUAGCAUAGCAAGCAUGGCUAAGCAUAGUAAGUCAAAGCGUUCUCGUAAGUCGAGUUCAAGUUCGAGUUCCGACUCUGACUCAUCUUCGAGUUCCGCAUCAUCAUCUAAAUCUUUCUCAAGCACCUUUUCAGACAUUAUUAAAUUAAAGUCGAAAAGAUUUGAAGUUAGCAAACGUAAGUCGUCGGUCCUCGCCAAUUGGAUUGUGAAGGGCUUAGGUGAGAAGAACCUUAAGGCGGCUAGAGAGGCGUACAGACCUGACGUCAAGCGUGACAAAAAGGCUAGUGUCAGUGCCUCUGAACUGUUCACGAACCCGAAAUUGGACGAGACUUUUUACGCGGCCCUUAAAUCUACAAAGAAUUCGAAUGCAUCGAUGCCCAACAUUGAUCAGCUGGAAAAAGUGUACCGAAAGCAGACGGACGUCGUCCUGGACAUGGCCAAACCUCUUCUUUUUCUUCUUGAGAGGAAAAGUAAGAGAAGCGACAAGGACACCAAAGCAUUAAAGACGCUGUCACUACUCUGGGCCCAUCUUUUUCGUGAGAUUACCCACUCCAGACGUCUCAACAUCCUCUCCCAGACUCACCCAAACCACAUCGGCCUACUUUCCCGUGCAGCAGAGAAACUCCCUGUUGGCGGCGAGGACCUUUUUGGAACAGAGUUCGUGAACGAACUCAUCUCCCAAGUCAAAACUGCUUCUUUGAUGAAUAGUUCUGCAGCGGGGCCAUCAGCUACUUCAACACCUGGGAAACGUAAACGUUCACCUCCCCCUUUACAAGACUCUCGCAAGGAUAAGAGUAACUACAGCUUCGACCGUGGAUACAAUAACGGUUACCGCGGCCGGAAGAAGGGACGAGACAACAACAACAAUUCAGGCAACUUCAAUAACAACGACUCAAGUUUCAACAAGAAGUGAUCAUGUUUACCUUCGUCGUUGUACCUCCUCCGUGUGGCUUUAUAUUCCCGUGCUUCUAAAAUCUGAAUAGUUUAAGCGCGUUUGGAACCUCAUAGGCUUCACCCACACCCUCCUUUCCUUUCUUUAGUAUGGCACUGUUGCCAUACUUCAAGUCAGGCUUGCUAUAAAUAUGCUGAAUAUAAAUGGUCACACACA
Daphnia magna is the source of this 1178-nucleotide messenger RNA. Its product is annotated as hybrid signal transduction histidine kinase G-like. Lineage: Eukaryota; Metazoa; Arthropoda; Branchiopoda; Diplostraca; Daphniidae. The coding region runs from base 87 to 983 and encodes 298 amino acids. The record is from RefSeq and is a predicted model, not a curated record. The transcript is spliced from 2 exons.